Molecule: messenger RNA, 1395 nt
Organism: Humulus lupulus (European hop)
Lineage: Eukaryota; Viridiplantae; Streptophyta; Magnoliopsida; Rosales; Cannabaceae
Exons: 2
Coding region: 1-1395 (464 amino acids)
Molecular function (GO): catalytic activity
Source: RefSeq, a predicted model, not a curated record
AUGGAGACACGAGAAUUGAGAUCUGAGGGGAUUCAGGAAGUCGAAAAGGAGAAGCCUGCAACUCAGACCAGGUCUGAUGAUGGUAAGGUUCAGGACAACCCAGUCGAAACCACACAGCCUCUAAGUGAGAAAUUAGCUGCUAGUGGCAAAGGAAGACUAAUAAGUUUGGGGUUCUACAAGAGCAUAUGGUCAGUGAUAAAGAAGGCAAUACUAUUUCUGUCUCCUCAAAUGGAUAGUUGUAAUAUUUUAAGUUGGAAUGUUAGAGGGCUUAAUGGUUCUAAUAAGCAUAGCCCUGUUAGUGAUCUUUGUAGCAGAAAUAAAGUUGGAGUAGGUGGUCUUUUAGAGACUAAAAUGAAGGGAAACAAAAUAAGGAGGUUCAUGGAACAUCAACUCCAAAACUGGGAUUUUUAUACUAGCUCAGUUAUAGAAGGCCGUCUGUUGAUAGUCUGGAGAAAGGUUUUUGCUAAAGUCAGUAUUAUUGAGGAAUCUAAUCAAUAUGUUCAUUGUGUGGUGAAGUUGGCUGGUAUGCAGCAAGUUUUUGGAGUCACUUUUGUUUAUGGUGUUAAUUCGAUUGAAGGGAGGAGAGCUCUCUGGGAAGGGUUGCAAAGGCCAACUCUUAUGGACAAAGCAUGGUUAGUUUUAGGGGACUUUAAUGCCCCUUUUUCAGGAAAAGAUAGAUCAGGUGGUAAGCCUAUUUCUGAGAUAGAACUGGUUGAUUCUGUUCAGUGGCUUGUGGCUGCUCAUGUUGAACCUCUAAGAAGUAUAGGCUCGUUUUUUACUUGGACUAAUAACCAAAAUGGUGCAGCUCGAAUUUACUCUAAAAUAGACCAUGCUCUUAUGAAUGAAAAAUGGAUUGAUUUUUUUCCUCAGUCCAUUGCAGUUUUUAGCUGGGAAACUAUAUCAGACCAUUGUUCCUAUAUAGUUAGAUUGCAGCCUUUAGUGAAGAUGGGGUUAAAGCUUUUUAGGUUCUAUAACUACUGGACAGAGCACCAUGAUUUCCGUGACCUGGUUAGGGAUAGCUGGAGGUCUCCUCUCAGAGCUACUGGUUUCAAAGCGAUAUUUCUUAAGAUGUUGAGACUUAAACACUGUCUGAAAGUUUUUAACAUGUAUAAAAUUGGUGAUCUUAAGGCUGCCUAUUAUAAGGCUAAAGAGACUAAUCAAGAAGCUCAAUUGCAAGCUCAAGCUCACCCUCAAGUAUUUAGCUAUCAGGAAGAAGAGAGAAAAGCAGCUGCUAAUUUUUCGGUUCAGGAAAAACUUUAUCACAGUUUUUUAAUUCAGAGGAGCAAGAUCACUUGGCUGCGACAGGGUGAUAUGAACACUUCUUUCUUUUAUGCUUUUUUAAAGAAGCGUAAAUCAGAAAAUGGUAUCGUCCAGUUAAGCUUUGGACAUAUUUAG